CGCGCCGACUGAAGCCUGUUGCGGAAGUGCGCCUGGCGGCAGCGUUUUACCUAAAAACAGCUGUGCUGCUGGCGGCAUGUUACCUACUGUGAAAACUGUGGAGGCGGAAGAAGAGUACGCGGAGGAUUGUCCUGAAUUGGUCCCCAUUGAGACCAACAACCAAGAAGAAGAGGGAAAUCUUGACUUCACCAUUAAGAUUCCAGUCACAAUUGUCACCGGGUAUUUAGGUGCUGGAAAGACAACACUUCUGAACUACAUUUUGACAGAACAACAUAAUAGAAAAAUAGCAGUGAUUUUAAAUGAAUUUGGAGAAGGGAGUGCAGUAGAGAAAUCCUUAGCUAUCAGUCAAGGUGGAGAACUCUAUGAAGAAUGGCUGGAGCUUAGAAACGGUUGCCUCUGCUGUUCAGUCAAGGACAGUGGCCUUAGAGCUAUAGAGAAUCUGAUGCAGAAGAAGGGCAGAUUUGAUUACAUACUCUUAGAGACCACGGGGCUGGCAGAUCCUGGUGCAGUGGCUUCUAUGUUUUGGGUUGAUGCUGAGUUAGGGAGUGAUAUUUAUCUUGAUGGUAUUAUAACGGUUGUAGAUUCAAAAUAUGGAUUAAAACAUUUAACUGAAGAAAAACCUGAUGGCCUUGUCAAUGAAGCUACUAGGCAAGUUGCUUUGGCAGACAUGAUUCUCAUCAAUAAGACAGACUUGGUUUCAGAAGAUGAGCUAAACAAAUUAAAAACAACUAUCAGAUCAAUAAAUGGACUGGGAAAAGUUAUAGAAACUCAGAGAUCAAGAGUUCAUCUCUCGAAUAUAUUAGACCUUCAUGCCUAUGAUAUUCUCUCUGGAAUAAGUUUACAGAAAAAACUCCAGCAUGUAUCAACAGCACCCCACCUUGAUCAGAGUAUUGUUACAGUCACAUUUGAAGUACCAGGAAGUGCAAAGGAAGAGAGUCUAAAUGUAUUUAUCCAGAAUCUCCUGUGGGAAAAGAAUGUGAAAAACAAGGACGGCCGCUGCAUGGAGGUCAUCCGGCUAAAGGGACUGGUGUCUAUCAAAGACAAACCACAGCAAAUGAUUGUGCAAGGCAUCCAUGAGCUCUACGACCUGGAAGAGAGCCUAGUGGGCUGGAGGGAUGAUGCUGAGAGAGCCUGCCAGCUGGUCUUCAUUGGUAAAAAUUUAGAUAAGGACAUCCUUCAACAACUCUUCAUCACUGCUGUGGCUGAGGCAGAGGCAGAGGCGCAAAGGACAGCACCAGGCAAAGAUGAAGUUUGUCCAUCGGACUAGAAGCUGUUCCUUACUGAAAACAAAGAUGCAUUUAAAUCCUGGAUCCAUUACCUGUUAUGAUUUGGGAGUAUACUGUAUGAUAGUAUUUAUUUUAUAAAACACAUAAAAUUUUAGUAAAUUAUUAUAAAAGCAUCUGAUAUUCAUAAAAUAUAUCCUCUGGAGGUUUUGUGAGGCAAGUAUUUCACAAAAAUUCCAGAAUUUUCUUUGAAGUUUAAGCAUAACAUCAUUAUUUGUAAAAAUGAUGCCAAACUUUAACAUUUUCAUUUUCUCUUAAAAACCUCAGAUGAUUGCUGAGAUACAAUGAUUAUAUUGAUAGUAACCAGAAAGUACUGUCAUAUUUUAUUUACAAGAAAGGUUAACCUUUCUUUUUGUGUUAUGUGUAUGGGUAUUUUGCCUGCAUGUAAGUCUGUGUACUCUGCACAUUAAGUGUCUUAGGAGUCCAGAAGAGGGCACCGGAUCCCCGGGAGCGGAAGUCGCAGAUGGUUGUAAGUCUCCAUGUGGGUGCUGGGAAUUAAACUCAGGUCCUCUGGAAGAACAGCCAGCACUCUUAACUACUGAGCCAUCUCUUCAACUCUCUCACUGUGUUUUUAAUAGAAUGAGUUUUUAAUGUUCCUAAUAUUUAAAGAGUCAAAGGAAUCAAACCAUCUCUGACAAUCAGUGAUAGUGUAAUCGUACUUUGGCUUUUUGUUCUGUAUUCUACUUAGAAGAUUAUAAUUGUUGAACUUUAAACUUUAGUUUUAUUGCUGGCAUUAAAUUUAUCUUGCCUAUUUUGAACUGUGCUAGUUUUCUGUAUCAUGUGAGAAGUAAUGAAGUACACUCUUUUACUAUCCAUAACUGGGGAUAACUAUCUGUGUGUGCAUAUCAUUGUACAUGUGCAUGCAUGUGUAUGCAUGUCAGCUUCUGAAUUUCCAGCCAGUUCUCCUGUCUCUGCCUCCUAUCUCACUGUAGAAGUCUGGAGCUAGGCUUAUAAACCUAAAACAAGUCUGAAUUCAAAUUGCCAAAGUUUUGUGGCUAGCAAUUUGACCUGUCGCUCAGCCAUCUUACUGGCCUCACAGAUAACUUUUUACAAAUAUUUCUUAGGUUUAUGUAAUGUCUGUAUGUGAACAUGUGUGUUGGUGCCUGUGGAGACCUGAAAAGGGCAUCAAGAUCCCCUCAAGCUGAGAUAGCAUGCAGUUGUGUGUCACUGCAUGCUGGCAAUCAACUCAAGUCUUAUGCACAUUAACAGUAAGAGUUUUUUUUUUUUUUAAUUAGAAAAGUCUUUUCUUUCUGAUCCUUUCAUGCAUAAUAUUGUCCAGUAAAUACUCUUGCAUAUGUAUCUGAAAUGGCUUAGUAACACACACACAUUAUUUAAAAGGACCACUGCAGGAACUGACCAGCUGUCCAAAUAUCUCAGCUCUCAGGAUCUUUUUUUUUUUUU
Apodemus sylvaticus (European woodmouse) is the source of this 2684-nucleotide messenger RNA. RefSeq names its product zinc-regulated GTPase metalloprotein activator 1. The transcript is spliced from 15 exons. Bases 77 to 1267 code for a protein of 396 amino acids. NCBI's taxonomy places the organism in Eukaryota, Metazoa, Chordata, Mammalia, Rodentia, Muridae. The record is from RefSeq and is a predicted model, not a curated record. Gene Ontology annotation, cellular component: cytoplasm.